Messenger RNA from Anastrepha ludens (Mexican fruit fly), 947 nucleotides. RefSeq names its product RNA polymerase II subunit A C-terminal domain phosphatase SSU72 (gene Ssu72). Gene Ontology annotation, biological process: termination of RNA polymerase II transcription. The coding region runs from base 119 to 706 and encodes 195 amino acids. NCBI's taxonomy places the organism in Eukaryota, Metazoa, Arthropoda, Insecta, Diptera, Tephritidae. Gene Ontology annotation, molecular function: RNA polymerase II CTD heptapeptide repeat phosphatase activity. The record is from RefSeq and is a predicted model, not a curated record. Gene Ontology annotation, cellular component: nucleus; mRNA cleavage and polyadenylation specificity factor complex. The transcript is spliced from 3 exons.
ACGCCGCCGGUGUUCUUGUCAUAACGCACUCUAGUUUCUGCAGAUUACUCUUUUUACCUGAAUAGGUGUUUUAUUUGGUCAUAAUUUAAACAAAGAAUUGUUAAAUAAGCGCAACAAAAUGUCUAAUAAUUCCAAUUUAUCUGUCGCUGUGGUUUGUUCCUCAAACAUGAAUCGUUCAAUGGAGGCGCACAAUUUUCUAGCGAAAAAGGGCUACAAUGUGCGCUCCUUUGGCACAGGUGAACGAGUAAAGCUCCCAGGCACAGCAAUUGACAAACCUAAUAUUUAUGAAUUUGGCACGCCAUAUGACAUGAUCUACCAGGAUCUUCUUACAAAGGAUAAACAAUAUUAUACACAAAAUGGGCUUCUACAUAUGCUGGACCGCAAUCGGAGAAUUAAAAAGUGUCCAGAGCGUUUUCAGGAGUGCAAAGAACAAUUCGAUAUCAUUGUGACAGUGGAAGAGCGUGUUUACGAUCAAGUGCUCGAACACAUGGAAUCGUGUGAUCCUACCGAUAAUCGACCUGUGCACAUAUUUAACGUGGAUAUUGAGGACAAUCACGAAGAGGCGUUAAUGGGCGCUUUUCUCAUAACGGAUAUGAUAAAUAUGAUGGCCAAAUCGAAUGACCUGGACAAUGAUAUUGACGAGCUGCUUCAAGAAUUCGAAUCUCGGCGCAACAAAACUGUUCUGCAUUCGGUACUCUUUUACUGACAAUUGUUCAAACUGUAGACGGAAAUAAAAAAAAACGAGUCGUGCGUUACAAUAACAAAACGGAGGCUUCAUGUAUUUUUUGUCACAGUUUUCUUUGUUGGCGUAACGGCAUUAAACGGUAAAAAGCUAUCCUAUAAAUGUAUGUUUGUAAUAUUACUGUAAACUAAUUUGAAAAAAAAAAAAUAUGGAAACGGAUAUAAAAUAAUACUGAUAUGCAUAAAUCUACAUCCGCACAGAGUAC